This is a messenger RNA of Schizophyllum commune H4-8, 3074 nucleotides long. RefSeq names its product glycosyltransferase family 39 protein. Gene Ontology annotation, molecular function: dolichyl-phosphate-mannose-protein mannosyltransferase activity. Gene Ontology annotation, biological process: protein O-linked glycosylation via mannose. The coding region runs from base 123 to 2915 and encodes 930 amino acids. The record is from RefSeq and is a predicted model, not a curated record. Gene Ontology annotation, cellular component: membrane; endoplasmic reticulum. Lineage: Eukaryota; Fungi; Basidiomycota; Agaricomycetes; Agaricales; Schizophyllaceae. The transcript has 8 exons.
GAACCAGAACUUUCACAUCUUGUCUGCGCCAACUCCCUCCACGAUCCUUCUACUGUAUUCCAGUCUGUAAUCCCAGCAACCUCACCCAGGGCUCUAUAUUCCUUUACCCUCACCCUCUAACCAUGGAGCCGACGGGCACCUUCCGCGCGCGGCGGGCGCCCUCACCUCCAAAGUACAAGGACUACCCCCUCACCUACAGACAGGACCACUUUGACGCGGACGAGAGGAGAGCGGCAGCCUCGAAGGGGUACGCGCCGGGCCGCAAGUACUUCCCGCCCGGCGGUCUGCAUUUGACGUCGGGCGAAUGGAAGCUGCUGCUGGCGAUCAUUGGGCUUGCUUGCUGGGUGCGCCUCUGGCAUAUAUCAUGGCCGAAUAGUGUUGUCUUCGAUGAGGUCCACUUUGGCAAGUUCGCGAGCAAGUACAUCAAGACGCAGUACUUUAUGGACGUGCAUCCCCCUCUGGCGAAGCUGCUGAUCACCCUUGUUGCCUUCAUCUUUGGAUAUGAUGGGCACUUUGACUUCAAGGACAUUGCAAAAGUCUACGACGACACCACCCCCUACGUCGCCAUGCGCAUGCUCCCUGGCAUCCUCGGCGUCGCGACCGUACCCCUCGCCUACCUCACCAUCCGCGCGCUCGACUGCCGCGCGACCACCGCGCUCCUCGCCUCCGUCUUCAUCAUCUUCGAGAACGCGAUGGUCACUCAGUCUCGCCACAUCCUCCUCGACUCGCCGCUCAUCUUCUUCACCGCGCUCAGCAUCUUCUUCUGGGCUGGCUUCUGCAACGAGGACAAGCACCAGCCGUUCACGGAGACGUGGUGGGCCUGGCUCGCGCUGUCGGGCCUCUCCCUUGGUGCGGUGCUGAGCUGCAAGUGGGUGGGCCUGUUUACGGUCGCGACGGUCGGCUUCAGCACGAUCUAUCAGUUAUGGCAGCUCCUAGGUGACUUGCGCGUGCCGCCCAGGCUGUUCGUCAAGCACUUCCUUGCGCGCGCCCUGUGCCUGAUCGUCAUCCCCAUCCUCUUCUACAUGUCCAUGUUCCAGAUCCACUUCGCCAUCCUCCAGUCCUCGGGCGACGGCGACGGGUUCAUGUCCUCCGAGUUCCAGCACACGCUCUCCGGGCGGCACAUGGCGGACACCUUCGCCGACGUCGCCAUCGGCUCCACCGUCACCAUCCGGCACGUCAACACGCAGGGCGGCUACCUCCACUCGCACCCGCACAACUACCCGGGCGGGAGCAAGCAGCAGCAGGUCACGCUCUACCCGCACCGCGACUCGAACAACGAGUGGGCGGUGAUCAACGCGACGGCGGAGGACUGGGACGCGUGGCGCGACGCGGAGGAUGUCGCGUACCUCACGCACGGCACGCGCAUCAAGCUGCGCCACAUCCAGACGCAGCGCAACCUGCACUCGCACGACAUCCGCCCGCCCGUGAGCGACGUCGACUUCCAGAACGAGGUGUCGGCGUAUGGGAUGGCGAACUUUGCGGGGGACGCGAAUGAUGACUGGAUUGUGGAGAUUGAGCAUGGGGAUCGGAGGGAUAAGGAGUCGUACAAGCGCGUGCGGACCCUACGGACGACGUUCAGGCUGCGGCAUGCGCUCCAGGGGUGCUACCUGUUCUCGCACAAGGUCAAGCUGCCGGACUGGGGCUGGGAGCAGCAGGAGGUGACGUGCAACAAGAAUGCGGUGCGCGACAACUCGCUGUGGUUCGUGGAGACGAAUGUGCAUCCCAACUUGCCAGACGACGCGCCCAAGGUCAACUACCGCCUGCCGGGCUUCCUCUCGAAGUUCUGGGAGCUGCAGCAGGUUAUGUGGACAACGAACCAGGGUUUGACGGACCGUCAUACGUUUGACUCGCGCCCUGAUUCCUGGCCGCGUCUGCGCCGUGGCAUCAACUUCUGGGUCAAGGACCACCGCCAGAUCUACCUCAUCGGCAACCCUAUGCUGUGGUGGCUGAGCACGGCGGCUGUCCUCGCCUACGUCGCCUUCCGCGCCUUCGUCAUCCUGCGCGCCAAGCGCGGCUACCGCGAUAUGGACAACAGCAAGGUCCUCAAGUACGACGGCCUCUGUGGCUUCCUCUUCAUGGGCUGGGCGCUGCACUACUUCCCCUUUUACCUCAUGGGCCGCCAGUUGUUCCUCCACCACUACCUACCUGCUUUGUACUUCGCCAUCCUUCUUCUUUGCGUCGUCUUUGACGUCCUGACGUCAACACUGCGCACGCGCUAUCGGCUGGGUGUGGCUGCGUUGUUGCUGUUGGUCGCCAUCGCGAACUUCAACCAUCUGAGCCCGUUGGCUUAUGGCACGCCGUGGACGAAGAAGCAGUGCGAGAGUGCGAGGUGGCUGAAGACGUGGGAUUUCUCGUGUAACGACUUCUUUGACGAUUACGCCAAGUACGAGACGACCAUCCCGCACACGCCGCAAAAGUCGAGCGUCGCCACCGUCGGCGGCGAGCCCGGCGGGCGCGCGCCCAUCGUCGUGCACGAAGAGAAGCCCGCGGAGGAAGAGCCGCACACGUCCGCAAUCGGCGCGAAGGUCGAGCCCGGGCGCAACAUCUUCAACGAGGAGAAGAAGGACGUGAAGAGCGCCGCGGCGCCGGAGCGCGUCGAGGUCGUGCAGGAGGAGAAGCAGAUCAGCUCCGUGCUGACAAAUCAGGGCGAGGGCGGGGCGAAGCACCCGGAGGGCGCGCCGGUGCAGGAGCAGGGGAAGGAAAAGGUGGAGGAGAAGGUGACGGUGGCCGCGGUGGCGGAGGGCACGACGCAGGAGGUGCCGGCUGAGGAGGCGAAAGUGGAGCAGCCUGCCGAUGCUGAGAAGCCGGUGGAGGCAGAGGAGAAGAAGGAGGCGGGCCCUGCGGGCGAGGCUGAGGUCGAAGCUGACCGGGUGGCGCAGGAGUUGUACCCCGAGGCCGCGGAUGCGGCUGCAUGAUAAAAGUACAUUGAGAUACUGAUGUAUUUAUUUGCGCAUCUGCCAGGAGUGCAUAUGAACGGACUUUGCAGGGCAGAUGGGGUGCGAACGACCUGGCUGAAAUGAUACUCGGCCGUCUCCGGGGCAUCUGACGUUCGAUCCUCCAAACGACGAACUGCG